This is a messenger RNA of Fibroporia radiculosa, 2898 nucleotides long. RefSeq lists its product as uncharacterized. Gene Ontology annotation, biological process: regulation of GTPase activity. The coding region runs from base 1 to 2898 and encodes 965 amino acids. The transcript has 11 exons. The record is from RefSeq and is a predicted model, not a curated record. NCBI's taxonomy places the organism in Eukaryota, Fungi, Basidiomycota, Agaricomycetes, Polyporales, Fibroporiaceae.
AUGUCACGAUCCACCGACCACUCCCGUACAAAAUUACACUCCAAAUCUACUUCGUCGCCCGACAAACACUUUCAUGUCCCCAUAGAUCUGUACUUGUCUCCAAGAGAGGCUGCUGCUAUUCGCAAACCUGCCGUGUUGUACAAAAGAAGCCAAGAUAGACUCGACAAACCUCCCGACCCAGCCAGAUCUACACGCGGUCCUGCCGACAGCGCUUCCAGGAAGGUCAAAGAAAAAGCAAGCUGGCUGAGCCUCGGCCGCAACUCUACCUCUGCCGGCCUGUGGAAACCCGCGACUUGCACGUUAGUCGAAGAGGAAGAGGGCUGUCUUCUCAAUGUCUUCAUAGAAACACCGUACUUUACAAAUCGGUCUAUGUCUAUCUCCUUAAUCACACAGAUAUUCGCCCUGUACAUCACUCUCUUUUUGACCGCACAAACUGUCUGGGAAUCUACUGCGUUGCGUGCGUUCCACUUCCCAGUAUUCUCCCCACCGAACCUGGCUAACCCGCUGGCCAGCGGCCAGACAUGGUGCUCUUUUCCUCUCGUUGAGCCGCUCUUUGUACAUUUCCCUGACAACGCUACUCUCCACGCAUGGCUCGCUCUCCUCCGCUCCUAUGCCCAGCCCGAGGCCUACGGUCGCUGGCUUGCGCCUACUGACGGCGGCCUCUACCGCAUGUGGCGCCAGGUCGAGCUUACAUGUCUCCAGGGCCGCAACCUCGGCGCUUCCCGCCCGCUCUCUGGCGUCUUCUCCGACGACACCUCUGCCCCUAAUGUGGGCUUCGGCGUUGGUGCGUCGGGCGAUCCUGACAAGGAACGUCCGAUUGAUCCUGGCGGGGGUGGAGGCGGUGUGUCGUCAUCAGUAAGCGCGUCAGGGUCUGCAUCCUCUGGGAUCGCAUCCCCGGACGCGCUCGACAUCGACGUAUAUGCGGAGGUGUUCGUGAACGGUAGCCUCUGCGGACGGACGACGGUUAAGCGUGGCGUUGGCGCGCCAGACUGGCAGGAGCGUUUCGUGUUUGCGGAUCUCCCUCCGUUUGAGACUCUCGAGGUCGUCCUCUGGCGCGAGAAGCGUCUCGCCCGUCCAGCGGUGCUCGGGAGCGUCAUCAUCGUGCUCCCGAACUUUCGCCGUGGGGAGUCGAUCGAGGGCUGGUUCCCAGUCCUUGCAGGUGUGGGUCCUGGAGGUGGGGUAGACGCGGCAUAUAUGCAAGCGGGGGAGAUGCGUCUGCGGGUGCGCGUCGACGAGGAGAUUAUCUUGCCGUUCUCAGAGUACGCCGCUGUCCUUGAUACAUUUACCUCAAGGAACAGCCUCGACUGGAUGCGCGAUCUCGAAGUGAAAUUCAGGCUAAAGAGUAUAGCGCAUCACAUCAUAUCCAUCGCCAUUGCAAAGGACAUGCUUGUUGAUAACAUCAUGGAGCUCGCUGACCGCGAAGUCGACGGCACCCCAACAUCACACAAUACACUCUUUCGUGGAAACACAGUGCUCACGAAGACGAUGGAAAUGUAUAUGUCGUGGUACGGCUCGGCAUUCCUUGAGGCAAGCAUCGGUGCUACUGUACGUCGGCUCUGUGCAGAACGGGUUGCCAUCGAGGUCGAUCCGGUUCGUAGUGGGAAGGGAUCGAAGAACGCUGAGAAGAACGUCGAGUUACUCGUGUACUGGUGCCAGGAGUUCUGGGGAGGGAUCUAUGACGCGCGAAAACUGUGCCCUCCCGAAAUGCGCAGACUCUUCCAGCAUGUACGCAGGUUGGUGGAGAAACGCUACUGCGUGAAUGCCAAUCAGAAUAUGGAGUUGCCACGGCAGAGCGUAUCCGCGUUCUGCUUCCUUCGGUUCAUAGUCCCAGCGAUCUUGCACCCACACUUGUUCGGUCUUUGGCCAGGCAUGCCCGAGGUCCGAGUGCAGCGGAGUUUAACACUGAUUGCAAAGGUUAUACAGAACUUGGCCAACCUCAAUGCCGUGGUCCGGAAAGAACAAUUCAUGCGCGGUGUCAAGGACUUCCUGACUAGCAGUCUGCAGGGCAUGGUAGACUACAUAGCUGUCAUAUCCACACCCGAGCCUGAACAUACAAGAGCUUCAGCGUCAUCAACACUUGACAAGAACGAGGAGCUACGCAUUCUGGGGAUGUUGCGCCAACGCGGGCUCGCUGCACCGGUACUCCACCGUGAGGCGACACCGAUCCCACCGCAUCUGUUGGACCUCUCGAAGCACCUCGCCGUCCUUACCUCAGUCGUCGUGCGCCACUCCCGAUCGCACAAUUAUGUGCCUUCUCAGCCUUCUAGUUCUGCCCCCGCCUCGGACUCCGAGCAGCAAUUUGAUUCCUUUUGUAGGCGAUGUCUCGAGGUGGAGGAGCAGGCAUUGCGCCGUGUGAGCCAGCUCGCGAGUAGGCCUGGUAGGCGGCGAGAUUCUAGCGUGAGCACGUCUUCUCCGCUCGCAAUGAGCGUCCCACUGCCACCGUCUCCCACGUCGCCGAUUCAGAUUCCCAGACGCGGGCGGCGCAUAUCAGUCCUGCAUGGGAAUCGGUCUACACGGAGGCUGCCACGUCCGCGCACCGCGCCACACGAGCAAGAUGCCUCGGGUUCUCAGAACACCGAGGCGUCUGACGAUGCAUCUGUGCCACAGAGCCCCACGGUGGGCACCGACUACUCUGGUCCUACAAUCUCGCAGUCAGCACCCGACAUAAGUGCGCCAGUGCAGAGUACGCGAGACCAGACGCGUUCACUGCGUAGCCCACGACCAUCCCUUACUCAUCAUCCACGGUCAUCUUCGACAGACUCGGCGCUCAUGAGCAGAGGCAUGCGGGAGAGGCUAUCCCUGGUGUCGAGUGGGACGCGUAAAGCUCUGUCCGACCUGCCAGACGACACGACCAGGAAGCGGAAGGGCAUCUUCCGCGGAAUAUUGGGUCGCCGAUGA